AUGUUUGCUACUACUUGCCUCUCCCACUUGAAGUUUGGUGAUUAUCAGUCCUCUGCAGGGCCAACGGACACGAGUCAAGUGUCUGAUAUCACUAUGUUCAACACAACGGGACCACCUCGCCCACCGGCUGUCGGAGAACUCAAGUCUUUCCGGACAGUUGAAAUUGAGGACUAUUCCAUUCGCGAAGACUAUCAACUUUCUGGAAGCGUCAAGGUAUCCUGUGUCAUUUCGGGUUGGAGAACGUACGGUAUUGGACAUGCAGGACUGACCUCGGGGUGUGGGUCUGGAAGAGCAGGCACCAAGUGA
Molecule: messenger RNA, 306 nt
Organism: Penicillium verrucosum
Lineage: Eukaryota; Fungi; Ascomycota; Eurotiomycetes; Eurotiales; Aspergillaceae
Exons: 1
Coding region: 1-306 (101 amino acids)
Source: RefSeq, a predicted model, not a curated record